Messenger RNA from Durio zibethinus, 1808 nucleotides. RefSeq names its product putative pectinesterase 53. The record is from RefSeq and is a predicted model, not a curated record. Gene Ontology annotation, biological process: pectin catabolic process; cell wall modification. NCBI's taxonomy places the organism in Eukaryota, Viridiplantae, Streptophyta, Magnoliopsida, Malvales, Malvaceae. Gene Ontology annotation, molecular function: pectinesterase activity.
AGAAACAAAUGGUUUUUAUAUGCGAAAAAGUGCAAACUGUCUUGUGGCCUAGAUUGUUUGCCUUGUUUUUCUCAUUCUCUCUCUCAUUCUCUGCUCUUUGAGUCUUGACAUGUUUGUCAGCAGAAGCACCCGUGACCUCUCACUUUCUGUCAUUGAUUCUCUAAUUCAACGACAAUAUCACUUUUCCACCUAAAACAAAGCACCAACUGACUUUGUAUAUAAACCAUAAUUCGACCUGGCCGCUCUCACUUGAACCUCUACAUUCCCUUUGGCUCUCAUUCUCAUUCUCAUUUCAUUCUUAAAUAUGUCAAAGUUUCAAUAUAUUUUUACCAUUACCAUCCUUAUUCUUCUUUUGAAUUCUGGCCAGACAUUAUGCCAUACCAAAGGGAUCAGACUCGGAAGCUCUAGAGGGAAGCACAAGCAAUCAAAUAUGACCCGAACCCAAGUCUCAGAGCAGCAGUUCAUGCAGUGGGUCAAAUUUGUUGGUAGCCUUAAACACUCAGUUUUCAAGACAGCAAAGAACAAGCUUUUCCCUUCUUAUACUAUUACUGUAGACAAGAAUCCGGCGGCUGGAGACUUCACCAAAAUUCAGGAUGCCAUUGAUUCUCUUCCUUUCAUAAAUCUUGUAAGAGUGGUUAUCAAGGUCCAUGCAGGGGUUUACACGGAGAAGGUUAACAUUCCGCAAUUGAAAUCCUUCAUAACCAUUGAAGGAGCAGGAGCUGAUAAAACAAUUGUUCAAUGGGGAGACACAGCUCAAACAUCAGGGCCAAGAGGACAACCUUUGGGGACCUAUGGGUCUGCAACUUUUGCUGUGAAUUCCCCUUAUUUUAUUGCCAAAAACAUUACAUUCAAGAACACGACACCAGUUCCACCACCAGGAGCAGUUGGAAAGCAAGCUGUAGCAUUUAGAAUAUCAGCAGAUACAGCUACUUUCUUGGGUUGUAGAUUCCUGGGAGCUCAGGACACUCUCUAUGAUCACUUGGGUAGGCAUUACUAUAAGGAUUGUUACAUUGAAGGUUCUGUUGAUUUUAUAUUUGGCAAUGCUCUCUCCCUCUUUGAGGGAUGUCACGUGCAUGCAAUAGCAACGUUAACAGGGGCCCUCACAGCACAAGGCAGAGGGAGUAUCUUAGACGACACGGGCUUCUCUUUUGUGAACUGUAAGGUCACGGGCUCAGGGGCACUCUACCUAGGGAGGGCAUGGGGUCCUUUCUCCAGGGUGGUCUUUGCUUUCACUUAUAUGGACAACAUUAUCAUUCCUAAGGGCUGGUAUAACUGGGGCGACCCUAACCGUGAAAUGACUGUAUUUUAUGGGCAGUACAAAUGCACUGGACCUGGAGCAAACUUUGCAGGCAGGGUUUCAUGGUCAAGAGAACUCACUGACGAAGAAGCCAAACCUUUUAUUUCUCUUAGUUUCAUUGAUGGCUCUGAAUGGAUCAAAUUAUAAUCGUCAAAUUUAUUUUUUGUAUAUCAACAAACAAAAAUAAUACUAGUUUUUCUUAGUAAAAGUCGUAAUGGUGAUAGUUUUGAUCUUUAUGUAGGAUGAUAAGCAAUGAUAAAUUCAUAACUAGAAGCCAUAACCGAUCAAUCAAGCGAAUCAUUGUAAAGGGAGACUCAUCAAACCUAAAUUGAAGCAAUCUAAUCUGCAUAAAAAUUAGCUUCAUGGAAAAAUAUGCUUGAGAUCACAGUGCUACUCCUUACGCAUGCAUUGUAAGAAAAUUGUUGUUAAAUAGACAAAAUUACUGUCAUUUGUAAACCUACGGCCCAAUGGCAAGAUGGACUGACGGGAUUCGAGGAUGAAUAAAACUAAA